CGCAGCGUGAUUGAUGAUUACAAGAGUGUGGUUUUUCUCGGGACAAGCUGACGUCGUAGCGUGAUUACGGUGUAAAAUGCUCGGAUAACGCUUUUCCUUUUGCGAGUAACUCUCUGCAAAAAUGGAAACUUUGUAAGUGAGCUAUAUGUGGCGAACUUUUCGUUUUAAAAGAUGGUUGUCAUGAUUUCACGUUUUUCCGAAAUCAGCUGCAUUUCGGCGCAAUACUCAAUGAGAGACAAUUCUACAAUAUUUAUACUACAGCGAUGGAUCCCCAGAUCAACAGACUCUUGCUAAGCGCAGAACAGGGGAACUUAGGAGUAGUUUCAGCACUUUUGGAUAAAAGUAUUCACGUUGAUUCGACUGACGAUGAAGGAGUAAAUGCGCUUCACACCGCUUCGGCGAACGGGGAUGAAAAAGUUGUGCGUUUGUUGUUGUCACGAGGCGCAAGUUUGGAAGCGAGAACUAUUUAUGGUUGGACGGCUCUCAUGCUAGCCGCUUAUUACGGACAUUACAUGGUCUGUUGGAUUUUAAUUCAAAACAAAUCGGACUUAUAUGCUAGAAAUGAGCUAGGUUCGACGGCUUUGGACUGUGCUGUUCGAAGUGGUCACGUACAAAUCGCUGGUUUGUUGAUCGAAGCAGGCCAGGUGAAUGGGCAGGUUGAGGGACCUCAGCUAUGUCUUGAUACACCUCUGAUGAACGCAGCUCAACACGGUCAUGAGGCGUGUCUAAAAUUGCUUCUUGAAAAGGGGGCAAACGCAAAUUGUAGACAAGAAACAACAGGUUGGACGGCGCUGAUGUUGGCUGCUUUGAAUGGACACAUGACCGCAGCAGAAAUCUUGGUGGAAUUCGGCGCAAACCCAAAUGCGGUCAAUGAUCUCGACCAAACUGCUCUUGAAAUCGCUGCACUUCGCCAAAAGACCGAAGUACAAGGAUACUUGGACAAAAUCACUUCCAAGAGACCGCAAAUUAAAGGUAAAACUCUUUUAAGUGUUUUAAUGUGUUUAAUUUUGAUUCAGAACAACAUGCGUUGUGAUUUGGUGAAUAGGCAUUGUGUCAAAACAAAACCCGGCGUAAAAGCGUAACGAGUGGGAAAUAAAUAAAAUAACAACUCAAUCAAAUGGUUCAGUGAGCUUAUUCAUGUGCCAGACAAUGCCAUAUUGCCCAGUAGUGAGGGAAUUUGUAGACGUAUUUGCGUGGAAUUCUCUGCUGUUUGCGUGCGAGUUCACUGCAUCAUUAGAAUCGUAAUGCAAUGUUUGAUAUUAUGCAAUGAUGAAAAUCAAUUCAGUAUUGAUUGUCGGUAUUUCUGCAUGAAUGUCCGCAAAUAACAGAAAACAACGUCUUUUUAGCCAGACUGUAUACGAUUUACGUUAUGUGAGCAUUCUUCGAGUGAUCUAUAUUUGUUUUGGCCAUUUUCCCCGGCACUGAGGCAAAUAUAGACCACUGCCAAUUAUGCAGAAGGUGCACUUAUUAUCUCCUGGUGGGCUAAUAUGGGUUUAAGCAUUAAACUUUCAUAACUUCGGUUUUUUUUCUGGUUGUUCAAGAUCACAGUAACUGGAGAUGUGUAGCAGUUGUCUUAAGGCUCUGAGAAUGGUCAAGAUUUGGUGAAAAUGCGAUAGAGAUUUAUUUAUUUUAAGACUUUGCUUUGUUUCAAGAGUGAUCAAAUUAAAAUAUUUGUACUCCACUUUUAAAUCUGAUAUAAUGCGAUGUAACUCAUGUGGCACAGGUUAAUGUAUGUCCAAUGGGGUUCACGUGCUGGUUGCGUGUUGAAUGGUACAGAAUAAACUCUGAAUGAAUCACCAAUGCAUUUAUAUCUAACCAACAUUUUUUGGGGAACAGCUCUAAAGGGAACAAAAAAAAAAUUACCUUAAAUGGAAGGAACUCUGAGUUAGCUAUUCUGAGAGUUGGAGAGCUACUUCAGGUAGUGAAGCAUUAUUUAUUUCUGGCUGUGCUUGGAUGUGAGUUUAUUGCAUUAAAAUAUUUGUGAUUCCAGGGUUAUGAAUUAAUUUGUUAAAACUUUUGUAUCAACAUAGUAGUAUGAAAUUUUGCCAGAUGUACCAAAGGUCAAUAUAAAAAUGUGAAAAAUGGGCAGAAUGUACAAAGUAGACCUAAGGUAUUUUGUCCAUAAUCGGAAGUGUUACAAAGUUCAGUCUAUAGGCAACUGACAAUUUACAUCUAGAGGGGGAGUUUUCUUCAAUCAUCUUGUGCAUUUGGAUCUGUUUAGUGAGAAAAACUGUUUAUUUUGACUGAAUAGUUAUUAGCUCAGCAGAAUGCAUCGUUCCUUUCCGUUUCCAUUUGAAAAUAUGUCAGCGGCCAAUUGUGAGAACUUAUUUGUCUAAUCCUCUCCUUCCUCUUUCAGCUUUUGAGGUUUACCACAUCCUUAAAAGUUCUUGCUUGUCUCUUGUUUCUUAAGAGAAAGUAAUUAUUAUCUUUUCUGUAUAAAAUCUGGCGAAUCCAACAAAUUGAUUAUUAUUUUUCUUCUCUCCGACUUCAAGUUUGAAAAUUGUUUAUAGCCUUAGUCACUAAACAGGUUAAGAUGUGUAAUUUAUUCAAUAUAAAGUUAACUAAAGAUUUAUCUAUACAACAACAAUUUUUCAAGUCAGAGAUGUUUGUCAUUUAACUUCAUGGCUUCUAAAAUCAUGGAGGCCUUCCAGAUCAUCUUAAAGGAAAGUCUGUGCUUGGCAGCAUAUCAAGCAAUUGUUUUCCUUUGAAGUGCUCAUUAGGUGCAUAAAUGCGCAAAACACACAAAAGGAGAAGUUAUGUGUGAGAGGAGAAAGUAAGUUGAAUGAAAUGGAUGUGUAUGCUUUUAUAGAGACAUUUUGUGAAAUUUUGCUAGUGCUUAAACUGUUUCACUCCCUUGAUAGUAACUGAAGCAGGAAAUGAUAUUGUUUGCAAGUAAUUUUGAAGAUGAACUUAGCAGCAUUACAUUAUAGUCACAUUAUAUGUGCAAUAUAAUUCCAGCUGCUAAUAGUUUUGACUCAGUAAAAAUUCUUAGAGUGAGGUGUUUUGAACAAAAUGUGUGACCAUUUGGGCAAGCUGGCUGGAGAAUCGCACUCAAAUUGUGCGAAUCAGCAGGCAUUGAACUUAGAUACUGUUUGUGCGCACUUAAAUGAAAAUCUUCUGGAGUUUGGUGAAGUGUUUAAUAAGUUUACUUGCCUGAACAAUAAGAAACAGACUUUUGAGAAGUUGAAGUUUCACAAACAUAGAGUCUUAGGAUUUUCAGUUGCAAGACAAUUGUUAGGAUUAGGGUAAUGUCUUUUGUUAUCUGAUCUUUCUAGUAAGGAAUGUUGGCAGUAAAAUUACUGCACAUGUGUGGCUUAGUCAUCAUUUAUUUUGAUUGACAGGAUGCUUGCCAAACAAAAUGUUAUCAAAAUAUUGUUUUCUGUGCACUCUUGGCAAAAUGUCAGCAAUCAAGUAUGAGCAGGUUUUCCUUCUUUCUCAUUCUUCGGAGGAUUUGCUUCACCUUGAAAGCUUUUGAUACUUGUUUCAUGCUUUUGAAGAGGAAGUAACAAGUUUCUAUGCCAUUGUUCAUAUAGGUUUUGUAGGGCUCUUGUAAUGAACUCCAUUAGAAAAACCACAUCAGCAAGGUUCACCUGAGCAAGCAUAAUUACAACAGGAUGUAAAAUGCCUUAUGAUAAGUAAAAUUUCCCAGCACGCAAAAUAUAUUAUCGAAAUACAUUAUAUGGACUCACUUGUCCAAAGGGCAGAUUAUGCUCUCAAAUGGAUAAAUUUCCAUCCAGCAGAAAUGUACUGCACCAUCCACUUGAUAGAGAUUUAUUCAUUGGAUAGUUGUAUCCACCCUUUGAAAAAACCAGAGGUGCGCUGUUUUGUCUGUGGGUCCAAGAGUCCAGAAAUAAAUACAUGGCACGUGAAACUUUUCAUCAGGCAAUCUUGUGACACUAUCGAUUGUUAAAAGAUAAGUGAAAUUUCCAAGGUAAAAGGUAACUCUGGAAGUAAUUGGGGUAGUUGAAUCUCAAAGGAGUGUUUUUUGAAAGAUUUGGUGUUUGAAAAAGUUUUAGAAAUUUGAGACAGGGAGAUGCUCUUUACCAUCAGGUUAACCCCACUUUGUCUUUUGCAAAACUUUAUCUGAUGCUCUUUUCAAUUUUAAAGUCAAAUAACAGAAGGUAUCAUAUUUUAAUUUAAUGGCUAAUGCAACACAUUAUCUGAAGCUCUUUCCAUUAUGGAACUUUUGUGGUCAAAGCAUGGAAUGUACUUGGAUAUACUUGUAUCUAUAAGUUAGUAGUGUUUGUGACCAGAGGGUCGAAUCAAACCCAAGGGACUUAAAACAAUCCAUUAACCCUUUCACUGACAACCAUAAUCUCAUUAUUAUUAUUGUUGUUAAUUCUCCUCUCCUUCUACCAAACAAUCAUUGUGAUGUUUGUUCUGAGAACUUGGUAUUGGAUCAACUAAUUAUCCCCUAAUUGAUAUUUGUCUAAUUUCUUAUCACUUGUUUGCUUGAUACUAUAUUGGCAUUAUAAGGAGAAAUUCUGGCUUGGUCACAAGGGUUAAGCGUUGAGUUAAGCUGUUAAGAACCAGAGAGAUUCAAGCAUUUUUAUAUUUACACAACAUGAACAAGGUUAUUGAAAAACCUUAAAGAACUCCCCGAGUGUUUUUUGUGGCAAAACAUCCUGGGUCUUGAAUUUCAAUCACUGAAACAUCUCCUGAAAUCUCCUUUCAGUUGCACUUGGCUAUCUUUGUUAUCUGUCUGGGUGUAGAAUAGGACUUUGAGUGAAGAAAGAUAAGAAACAGAAGAGUACAGAGGUGAGAGUGAAAAAAAAAAGCCUGACUGUUGGUGCAAAAAAUUAAAGAAUUGUGCUACAGGAAUGGCUUGAAAACUCUCAGUUAUGGAUAAGGGCUCAUGGCUUGAGCAAUCUUUGUUCUGCCAUUGUGUGUGUCAGCUGCUUUUAAGUUUUAUAAAAAGGCUUGGAAUUGAAAUUACCUAUAAGUGGAAGGGAACUAAGGUCUUUCAAGGGCAACUGUUACAUAUUUUCCCACAAUUGUGGUUUGGCUGAGUCUUUUGAGAUGCUACAGGACACCUCUGUGCUUCUAUUGGUGGCCAACAUUUCCAGAUUUCAGAGUGUUUAAAUAACUUGGCAUGUGGUAACCCAUAGUAAGAAAUGGAAGCAGAAAAAUAAAACCCUGUGUUUUUACAUGAGAGUAUUUUCUUUUAAUUUAUUAAUAGGAUUGAAAACUUAACAGAUUACCUCCCAAACUAAAAACUGCAUGAGGGAUGUUGGUUUUCCAAAUUGAUCUCCCCAUCAGAAAAAUAGAACAAAAAUGUGGUAUUUCUCUUUAUUCUCAUCACUUAUCUGGUUGAUAUUGUAUUGAUAUUGUAAGGAGAAAUUCUGUCUCAGUUACUCAUGGGAGUUAAAGAGUUAAAUCAAAUCAGACAAAUAUCAGGGCUUUGGUUUGAUAAAUGUGCACAGAAUUGUGAUACAUUUUGUGUCAAAUACAGGGAGAUUGUUUGGGAAUUGAUGUGUGGGCUGUGAUUCUCAUCAGCAGUUACUCUUUGGUAAUCACUUGUAAUGGAUAUGUGUUGGGAGAUGCAGUGGUAUAAAUCCUUGAAUAGCAUCUAAUUUCUCCUUACAAUAUCACCCCUGAAUCAAACAUUAAGGUUGCAAGAAUGAAGCAAAUGAUCACCAACUCAAGAAAACCUUGAUUGUUGAUGAAAUUCUCUUUUUUGGCACCUUACCAAAUGUAUAGAGAACAGUAUGGAGAAUAUUCAUCCAGGGCAAGAGGUACAGGUGCCAGACCUGGCUGGGUCAUUAUGUUAUGUUCUUGGGCCUUACACUUUAAUUACUUCCUAGCUAGAGCCUCUCUCUACCCAGGAGUAGAACUGGGUACUGGUGAAUGUUCCGGGGAGCUUGGUGAAAUAAUGGGGGGUAGGUAACUGGGGAUGAACUAGCACCCAUGGGGGGGGGAGAAACAUAGCAAUACUCCUAGUCACUUCAAGCUGCAGAAACAUCGUAUUAAACUGCAGCUGAAUGGGUCACUUGGCGAUUGUGCAAAGUACAAAUUGAAACCAUUAAACUCCCAACAUCCAAUUGUUAAUUCUUCCCUCUAGCUGCUACACAUUUCCUUGUAAAUUUGUUACAAUUGAGUCAGACUGAGAUAACAAAUUCUACCUGAUAAUGUUGAGUAUUCUCAUUAAAAGAAGUUACACGUCAAUCACUUCUGUCUGGAGUUUAAGGGUGAACCUAGCUUUUUUCUUUCAGCACCUGUAUACCUAUCACUCUCAUCUUUAUUUAUUUGCAGUUGAAUUAUAUGAUAUUCACAAAUUCACAAUUGUUCAAUCAUCACUUCACAUGUUAAUUAUGAACCAACAUAAUGACCAGCUCCCAGUUAGCCUGUUAGCUCAGUUGGUAGAGCACUGCACUGGUAUUGCAGAGGUCAUGGGUUUAACUCCUCUACAGGCCUGAAUUUUUUCAGGCUUUAUUUUCAUUGCUGCUUAUUAUAAGCACUGUUCAUUACUGUGAACAUCCCUCUCAUCUUUACUUGCACACCCAUUUAAGGAAGUAAUCUCAGUCCAUUUUUCCGGUUACUGUUUCAGGUCAAAAGUUUGUGAAACCAAGUAUUAUUGAAGCAGCCAGGAAUGGUAUGUACAUUCUCAUCUUUGUGCCCCUUAAUUUUUUUUUUCUGUAGGCUCCUUGUGAUCUAUUCCUGUAACCAGAUUCAUUGUUCAGAUGAUAUUUUGGUCAGUUUUGCAAUGCCCAGUGGAAAUGCACUUUAUAUACAAACCUCUUAAUGGGGUGGAUAAACAAGAUUUAAAACAAAGCAUUCUAGAUAAUGUAACACUAAUUUUUUUCACCUCUGUAAAUAGGUUAAGAAUUAUUACUAUAAAUAAAAUGACAGAUACCCUGAAUGUCUAGUUCUUCUUUUUGUUAUCAUCUAAACUCCCUGAAAUCUUUGUUUUUCUUUUCUUUCUUUACUCAGGUAAUUUUGCAUCUGUCAGAGAUUUAUUGGAGGAAGGCGAAGUUGAUGUAAAUGCAACAGGUGAGUAUACUCCAGUGCUCUAUGCUUUAACCCCUUUGAGAAUUUCUUUUCCCUGUUGUACUUAAAACAAGCAAGAACAUUUUAUUCACUGGAUGUAUUUUCAUUUUCCCCCAGUUCAAAUUAUUGGCUGUGCCCUGAAAGUAGCCAACUGUUUUGCUUCUUCUUAAUUGGAAUCUGUAACUAAUUUAUUGUUUUCUGGAAUCGAUUUCUUUCACGUUGUGAUAUAUUGUCCUGUAAAGCCUUACAUGGGAGCGGUCUAUGUAUCAAUGAGAUUAUGGACGUGAGAUUUCCUUCCUGUGGUAGUUGAUAAGGAUGAAGCUUAUUUUUGUAAAUAAAUGAUCUAUCACGCAAAGAAAUUGUGGGUAAAUAAUCUCAUUGAGUAAGUUUAAAUCUCCUAGUCAUCUAAAACUUACCAUAAAUACAAACCCCAGGAUAUGCGGUUGUAUUUGUUCACAGCUGCACAUUGACAGGCAACUCACAUUAGUCACAGUUUAUCAUGGAUUAUAUCUUAAGCUGAAUUAAGCAUGUAUUUUGAUUGGUUCAUACUUAAGAUCUCAUGGAGGACAGGCACCAUCAUCACUAACAAAUUUUGCUGUGUUAUCCUAUGAAACAAAUAGAUUCUAUGUUGCCGUGGGUCUGUGCAGUAAUAGAUCACAUCAGAACAAUAUUGACACACUGCUGUGCCUUGUGUGCCACAUUUUUUUCCGUACCACGUUUUCGUAUCAUCUCUGAUCAGCUACCAAGUAGGUGCAAGGCAACAUGGAAUCUAUUUAUUGAAUAGAUAGCCAAUCUGACAAAAAUAAUUGUGACGGAAUGCUGGCAGCUAACUACCAUACGUAAAAAUCUUCUAGCAUUCUAUUGUAUUGCUGCAAUCUGAUGGGCUAAGCCAUUCCCUGCUAUCUUGUUUUGUUACUGUAUGGGUUUUUGUAUCAAAGAUGGCCCAUGCUCUAUGAGAACUGUUUGGACGUGCAUUUUUAAGAAGAAUUUACAGUAUAGGGAUGAACAAAACAUGGUAAAAAUUCUGCUGCGUGAGAAAAAUCCAACUUGAAAAGUUCAAUCAUGCAAUUGUGUUGUUUUUAACAACAAGUAUUUGUUUUCUUGAGGAAACCAUUUCCCAGCCCAUUGUGAUGAGGUUUAGAUUUCAAAUUACAGCCACAAAUAAACUAUUUAAAGUGGAAGCCGGUUGAGAAUAGCCAGCUGAGGAUAGCCAGCUGAGAAUAGCCAGCCAAAGGAAAGCUGCUUAAUUUGAGAUUUUGUGAUUCGAAUAAAAAUAGUUUAAAAUUUUCACAUGCUUGGUGAUAAAACUUUGAAUUCAAAAUGCAGAGCUAUCAUUGCCAGGUUCAGUCAUGAAAAAUUUACAAAUUCACGGCAUUUUCAUGAGAUUAUGAUGUUCCAAGUUCUUGUUUGGCUCAAGCUAACUAUUUCUGUGUUUCCUUCUAAUGAUAUGCAUCUGGUUUUAUGAAGCUUAGUAAAUGUCCUGUCUCUUGUGGCUCAUAUUUCAGAUGAUGAUGGUGCCACUCCCCUGAUGUAUGCUGCAAUGGGUGGACACUUUCCAUCUGUUCAGUUACUGAUACAAAAUGGGGCUGAUAUUGACAAGCAAGACAAGGCCAGUGGAUGGACGGCAUUGAUGCAAGCAACUUACUAUGGGUGAGACGAACUAUUUUUUAGCAUCUGAAGGUGAUUGGCCAAUCAGAAUCCUUACAAAUGGACUCUGAACUGAGUUAAAGUAGUAUUAGUGACAUGGUUUGGGAGACCUAAUUGUUUAUCUUUGUAAGGGUUUAGCAAUUUUGAUUGAUUACAUGUCCACAGAAACCUGCUGUUUUUCAAAGAGUGGCUUUGAUACUUUGAAAUGGUUUUGGUGUUAAUGGUAAAGAAGAAAUGAUCAGGCAGUUGUUUAGUAAAACCAUAAAAUAGACUGUCUUCAGCUAAACCCUUUUAAACCCUAAGCAUGACCAGCAUCUAAUUUCCCCCUAAUAGUAAUACUGCGGAGUCUUUCAUUAAGAACAUGUGAAAAAAAGGAAAUAAUUGCCAACCUAAGAAGCUUUGAUUGUUAAACAAAUUCUCCUUGUCAUUACCAAAUGAAACAUAUGAAGAAGAGUAUGGAGAAUUGAGAUGUUGAUGUUGAUGUUGAUGUUAAGGUGUAAAAGGUUAUAAGUAAUUUUGCUUAUAAUUAUCUUAAUGUUGAUGUUUCUCUCAAGUAUUGAGAAGGCUCAUGGUCAGCUCCUGAGGAACAUUUACCUCAAACCGUCCACUUAUAGAGAAAUAUUGAAGUCCACUGAUUGUCUACAACCAUCAUGGCUUUCAGAAAACAUUGUUCAAGAGACUAGAGUAACCAACCUAAAAGUGUUUGCUGCCAACUAGCCUGCAAGCAAGCUGUGGGAAGGUUUGGGAUGAGUUGGGUAGAGGUUUACUGAGAGUCAGGCUCUGACAUUUUCAGUGUUAGACCUUUUGCAGACCUCUUGUUGGCUGGUGUAGCUUGAGGAUUCAUAAUUUCCCACAGAUGAAGGAACCCAUUCGCUUACUUUUUUUUAACUGUUCUUGCCAGUACAGAUCACCUCUUGAAAAUAAAAAUUCAUGUCAAUUGUUUUGUAACUAUAUAAUUAUGGCACUUGCUUAUUCAGAAGGCAUUUUUGUUACUUUUUAGGCAUAAAGCUGUUGCUAAGCUAUUGAUUGAUGCUGGAGCCAAUGUGAAUAUUCAGGAGAAAAAUGGUUGCACUGCUUUUGACAUGGCUACUGUCAUAGGUGAGUGUGAUAAACUGUGUGAGUCUGUGCAUGGGAGAAGAAACUGGCCAUCAUAAGUUUGCCAGUAGCGUUAAGUUGUAAGCUAUCUAUGUUCAUGUAGGCAGACCAGCAAUGACAUAAGUCAAGAUAACUGGAAAAGCCAGAGUAUGGGUAGGUGAGGUCUCUUAGUGGCAGUGGACCAAUUGUACUGGUUCAGGUUUAGGUUUGGUUCAGGUUUAGGUUCUGUUCUGGUUCUGUUUCCUGAACCCAAAGGCAACAAGGAGUAUGAAGCAACAAUGAGGAAGGUAGCACUGCCACGUGGCUAGGGCAUGGAACUUGUAAUCUGGUGGUGCCAACUGGAUUUGUUCUUGGUUGCCCUGAGUUUAACUCUUUGGCUGCACUGUGCAAAUAGCCAGCUGGUCUGCCUCCUGCCUUUUGAGAUUUUCAAGUGCUUUUGUUUGUUUGAAAUACUUGUUUCUCUCUCCUUCAUAUUAUGAAGUGUUUAUAGGCUUGCAAUAAGUGCUAUAAAUUGUAAAUUUGAUUUAAUUUAAUCUAAUUGAGUAUUGCUGCUCCCUCUGAAUGAGACAUUAACCCUGAACAUCCCAGCAUCAGGAUGCAAAUUAUUUAAUAUCUUAAUUCUGUUUCCUAUGGUAUUUACACCAAGAAUGAAAGAAUAUAGUGAUGAUUGAUUGAGGGGUGAUAUUGUUGGGAAAAAUUAGAUGCUUAUCACUGUUAUGGGUUAAAGGACAAAUUGAGGGUGUCCCUGGGUACUCACUGACCAAUGUUCAUUUUGUUACUGAAUGAAAGAGGUUCUGUGAGAAUGAAGUUUAUCACUAAAGUUUUGAGCACAGCACACUUAUCCUGGCCAGGGCUUGACCUGAGAACUCUUUCUUGGAAAUGCAGAGGUAUCAAAAAUAGGCAAAUUAACAUAUUCCCCUCUUAAAAAGUCUGCUAACAAGAUACUAGUAUCUGUGUUUAAUAUGUUGAGUAACCAUAGUGAUAGAUAGGCUAGAGGAAACAUGGACUGCAAUACUCACAGGUAGGCAGUUUGCUCAGUCCAGAAUUUAUCUUCAAGCGGCAUGUUUCAAUUCUGAUAUAAUUCUGAUUGAAAUGAUAAUAUUUAUCUUUCAGGUGAUACAGAAAUCUUGCGUCUAUUAGCUUCUGUGAGCAUGCAUGUUCCUGCUACCCCAAAACGUUGUAAGUAAUUUUAUGUAAUCCUUAUUAACAAUAUUAUUAUUAAUUGUUAUUGCCAGAAGUAAUGAAUACAGUUCAGUUGUAUCUUCUUUGAUUUUUUGAGUUUGAGUGAAACACAAUGGAAGCCUUGUGGGUGUGGCUAAAGGUUAUCCUGGUGUUCCUGUGAUCCCUCUUGAAUAAACCCCUCUGUCAAGAUACAAAAAGCAAAACUCUAGAACAACCUUAUCAAAAUGGUGAUACACAUAUGGUUUCUAUAAUCUCUAAGACAAAAUAAAACUUGUUACAUUUUCUUUGAGAGAGGUGAUAUUAACAAUAUGUUUUCUCCAUAAAGAAAUAAUCUUCAAGUCUACUCUUUAAGGAUAGUGUAUAAUUAUCAUAUGAUUAUUUAAUUUUUUUGAUUUUGGAUUAAAUGUGUUGUUUGUAGCAAGUAGUUUAUAAGGUUGGCAUCUCUGGCAGUAUGGUUGCUGCAAUUGGUAGAAUAGGGAUUUAGGCCAUGAUACUUUUUAUUAAUUUAGCAUGUUCGUGGUUAUAACACACCAUGAAACCUCAUUUCUUCUCCUUCUCCAUCUAAUUAAUGCUUUAACUUUCAGAUCAAAUUGGUGAUUCUCCAUACAGUCGACCAUACAAUUCUUAUAAUGUUCAAAGAAUUUAGUAUUGGAUCCACUAAUUAUCCUUAAAUUGAUCUUCUUCUUUACUCUCAUCACUUAAUAUCUGGUUGAUAUUGUAUCGAUAUGGUAAGGAGAAAUUCUGUCUUGGUCACUCAUGGGAGUUAAAGGGUUAAAGGAGAGAAGAUUCUUGCCAAAUGCCAAAUAAAUUAAGUGCCGCUGCUCCAACAGCCUCAUUCAGUAUUUAAUCUGCAGCUGAAUCAAAGUUACCUUUUGUUAACUUCUUGCAAAUAUUUUUGUACCAGAUUACAGCUCAUCAAAUUUGUAUGGGAGGAAAGGGAAGGGUGAAGGAAAGGGGCCUGUCUGUGAAAUGAACAAAGACAUGGCUAAUGUGGACAGGUGAGAUAACUGAUAAGGAUUUUUGAUUGUUCCUAGCAGAAUCAUGUAAGAAAUAAGAAUGUGGGUUAAAUUAAACAUUUAAUCAUGCAGUCCUGUCUCAAUUAUUUUUGGAUAGAAAAGAAAAACAUUACUCUCUUUUAACAGAACAAUAUUUUAUCUUUUUUCAGUGACUUCAUUACAGACACUGGAAGGAAGGUAUUAAUCAGUCACUAUAGAUAAAAGUUAGGGUAAUUUGGGGUCUAGAUCUCAAAUGGGAUCUGACAAGUUAAACUAACCAACUAGCGAUUAAACUAACCACUAUACAAUUUUUCAUUCAUUAAUUAAGUUGCCUUUUCUUGUCAGUAAAGGGCUAUUGUGUUUAUAUGAUAAACAAAAUAAUACAUAGUUACUUGUAGAAAUGGAAUUUCUCUUCUUGUGUUCAACUUGAUGUCCAUUCAAUCGUGGCACCCACUUGUGAGCUAUUGAGUUGGACACUCAAAGUGAAAUUCCAUAUCUAUGCACGCCCAUGUAUUAUUCUCUAUUUAUUAAAUGGGUUGUUUUAGGAGGUGUGGUUUGAGAGAGAGGCUGUUAAACGUACAUUGACUUUACUUGCUGGUUAUAUAAUUCAGUCACUUACCCUGCCUUUGUCCUUGACACAUGUCAGACAGUGGAAGGUCACACUGCUAGGCACUCUUUGAAGGUUUUGCUACUGUAAGUGUCCUAGCUUAAAAAAAGAUUUUCUAUCCCUAGAACUGGUGGUCUAAAAUGUCAAGUAGAUUUCGGCACCUGAACAUCAAGCGCACUCUCAAAGUGUCAUCAUCAGGCAGCAAGCUGCGCAUAUCACCUGCAUCAAAUAGUAUGGAGAGCCUGUUUGAUAGUGACUCUGGUCAGGGGUCCUCAUUCAGUCAUGUUAGUGAUAGUUCUGCAAUUACAUUGAAGUCACUGGAUUCAGGUUAGUGCAGCAACAAUGUUCUUAUUGCUUUUUAUUCACCUCUCUGACUUGUAACUUUACUAUCAGUUAUUCUUGCUGCCACAUGACCUUAAAUUCAAAGUCAACUGGGAAUAAUAAUAUUCUCAGAGGAUAUAUUUUGCCAUGUAUAUUGACUGGUCUGUUUGGUGUUAUUGUGGCUCAAUUCACUGAAAUGAAAAUCAAGACAUUAGUGCUUCUAACUGUCGUUGCUAAUUGUUUUCGAAAGCUUUGUAUUUAGCAAAAUUAGGCUGAAUUUUGCACAAUCACUUUACUCACUUUGCACACCAGUGAUGCUAAGCUGGUGAUUCAUUUGGUGAUUUUAAACCAUGUGUCAGAUACAGAUGAUACUACACAUGGAUCAUGAUGAUGAGUCAAAAUCUCUGCUCCUGGCAUACCAAGCCGCUGUUGUCAAUUACUAUAUCCUGCAGAUCAAAUCUCCUGAUGUGUCGCUGGCUUUAAGUCAUAUUUUCGUUCUAAUUUUCAUUUUUUCUUAUUUUGUUUUAUUUAUUAGUUAUUACAGAAUCUGGGCUAAAAGGCACGACACAGCUUAAUUUGAAAAGACCUCCCACACUGGUGAGAUCUGAUAUAAAGUUAUUUACUCUGUGUUUGGGUAAGAAAUUGUGAAAAAGCCUUUUGACUGUCAGUUGCCAAUGGUUGAACCAGGUUACCUGACUGCAAGGUGGUAACUUUUAAUUUAGGAAAAGUGAGCAUAACAACUGGUAGCUUAGAAUUCUCCAUAAAAGUGUGCCAUAUUCAUUUAAUUAAAUGCUACUCUCAAAUAAACACCCCCUUGAUUAAAAGCCACCAAUUGAAGAAAAAUUUCAAACAGAAACUGCACCCAGUUGGAUGAAUGCUGACUAAGAUUUUGAUAAGGGUUUUAUGAAUUCCCUGUUACCACUCACCUGAGUUGAGAUGAUUAAUGUUUUCAAGGAUUAUUGUCAGUGAAAGAUGUACAUAACUGUUUUGCAGGCACUUGUGUCUCACAGCAACAAACUGCCAGAUGACGUCAUUGGUCCUGUUUUGCCUCCAAUUCUUCCUUCCCCCUCAUUUGAAUUGCCUAGAAUACAACGGCAGCAGCACAGUAACAGUUUGGAUGAUCCAUCUUUGCCUGAAAGGCCUGUAAGUGCAUUUUAUUUGAAGUUUUUAUUCUGCUUUUAUUUCAAAAUCUGCAGAUAGUAAAGUAUUUUGACAUUGCAAGUUGAUGUGUCCUUAAAAUUCAAUUGUGCUUAUAAGUGCUAUAUUACCAUGAAGCACAGUGAUUGUGUAUUUUUACUGACAUGUGGCAAUAAGAAUUUCUCUUUACACAACAUGACUACUAUGUUGAAAAUGUUAUAAAACAACUUAAUUGUUCUUGUAUCAGCCUUGCAUUCAUCAAAUUAUGAUGCACCUGUUAGAAGUAACUACGGGUUGCUCCUGUGCUUUCCAAACCUUGCAGUUUCUCUAUAUUUUCAUGAACACACACUACUGCAUCAGAUGUUUGUUAAAGCAUAAUCAUUACUUAAAAUUUUAAUUUUUUUAAAUCAUUUCUUGUUAUUUUAUAUACAGUUAUAUAUUAGAUAGGUGAAACAUUUGUAGUUUUCAACUGUGCUCAAGCAUGCAGUACAGGAAAAACAUAUCAAAUUUAUCAACAUUUUACUGAAAAUUAAAAGAUAGUUUAAUACAGUAAUUGAUUGAAAAAAAAUGAUGAGGAGACUAAGGAAACAUACUGAAAAGUUUGAAUUUUGAUAAUAUACAUGCAUGAUUAAAAUAACUUGUAAUUCUGAAUGAAUCUAUUAAGUAAAGUAAUUUACAGCUAGCAAUUAAAUUAAAUGAAGUAAUUUCUUGCACUAGGAGAGGUAUGGUGGCCUGGUGUUGAGUGCUUGGACUCUGAAGGAAAUUGUGGGUUUGAACCUUGAUUGGGUCAUUGUGUUGUGUUUUGGCAAGACAGUUGAUUGUGAAAGUGCUUCUCUCCACCUAGGAGUAUAAAUGAGUACCAGCAAACUGUCAGGAGAACUUGAAAAAUGUUGUGUGGUAGCCCUGAAUGGACUGACAUCCAGGCUGGGGGGGGAGAGAUGCUCUAAGUUGCAUUAUGCUACUAAAAUCUGGAUAAUAAGGUCCAGCUGGAUGAAACCAGAAUCCUCUAUCUUGUAAGUGGAAAAGGUCCAGUAGGAUGGAUCCUGUGGCUUGUAUGUAAAACAGACCUGUAAAGUUUUGCUACAUGGACCUGGCUUGUAAGUGGAUAAGAUCCAGUAGGAUGGACCCUUUGGCUCCUCAAUUUAUAAGGUUCAGUAGGAGGGCCCCUUUGGCUUGUAUGUAGAUAAGGUCUUGCAGGAUGGACUCCUUGGCUUUUCAGUGGAUAAGGUUCAGUAGGAGGGACCCUUUGGCUUGUAUUCAGAUAAGGUCUUGGAGGAUGGACUCUUUGGCUUCUCGGUGGAUAAGGUUCAGCAGGAGGGACCCUUUGGCUUGUAUGUAGAUAAGGUCCAGUAAGAUGGACCCUGUUGCUCAUAAGUGGAUAAGAUGGACAUCCUGGCUUCUAAGUAGAUAUGGUGUAGCAGGACAGACCCUCUGGCUUGUAAAAAGAUAAGGUCUAGUAGGAUGGACCCUCUGGCUGGCAAGUAAAUAAGGUUCAGCACAACAGACUCUCUAGCUUUUAAGAAGUGAAGAUCAAGUAUGAUGGGCCCUCUUGCUUGGAAAUGAACAAUGUCUAAUAGGGUAGACCCUCUGGCUUUUUUUUUUGUAGAUAGGGCCAGUAAGAUAGACCCUCUGGCUCAUAAAUGGAUAAGGUCUGGUAAGGUGGACCUUACAGCUUAUAAAUGGAUUAGGUCCACUCAGAUUUCUUGUGUUCACUCAGCCAUCCCUGACUAUAUAAUAAGUGAGAGAACUAAAUGCAUGUUAUCAAUAGAUAAUUUAUCAUAGCUUACAAAAAAUUUCUCUGAAUUUAAAGACUAAUAUUCUCAGUAGUCAUGUUAAAUGUCACUAUCUUUUUCAUUCAGGUACCCAGUCUUUGUAUUAAUGGUGAAUGUAUUCCAGACGCCCAUGAAAAGUAUUUUGAAGAUGAUCUGGAUAACAUUGUAAUCUUUUUAAUGAUUCAUUUAUUCAUAAAUUUUAAAUUGUUUUACUUUAAUCUAGUUCUAAAAUUUGAUGCACUCAGACCUUUUUUAUUCACAAAUGUUACUGUUAUAAGUUUGACUGUAGCUUAUUUUGUUAAAGAAAAUUUAUCUAAAAUUGAUCUAAUACAAAUUUCAAGAUAACAUUUCCUUUUCAACCUUGUGACCAUUGAUAAAACGUUACUCUAAAUACCAGUCUUCAAUUACAAUUUCACCUUCAAUGUUUUUUGAAUAUAUAUGGAAUGAGAAAAUUGUAGAUUAACUUUUAAGUAAGAAUAUUGUUAUAUAGACCAGUAGAUAAUAAGUAAUAACUCUUUGACACUGGGGAAAAACCAUUUAAUUGUACCAUUUAGCCUGCUGAGGAGUUUUGAAUAAUUGCCUAUGUUGCAUCCAGAAAUUGUCAGGGGGGUGUCACAAGAGGGAUACUCUCCAAGAAAUUCAUGAUGUUGAAGUAUGAUGGGUUGUCAGUAAUAAAGGUCUGGGCCGGGUUGUCCAAAGCUGGGUUAAGAUUACCAAGGGUUAAUUUGAAAUUUGAUUUCAGAUCUGAAAGCUUGGAGAGCAAAUUCAGUUUAUUUCUUUUUUAGUACAAUUUGAUAAUUGAAUGCUCUAAAAACGAUGGGUUAAGUUAUUCCAAAAAAAGGCUUUUGAACAGAGAAAUAUGGAAACAUGGAUUAAAAUUUAACCCUGGGUUAGCACUAAUUGGCCUUUGAACAACUGGGCCCUGGUGUUUAGCCUAAGAGAAAAUAGUUCCCCCCUGGCUCUGGAAAAUGAAUUAUUGUUUCUAGUGGCACUUCUUUCUUGUUUUUUUCAGAGUAGUGUCAGUGCAUAUCCAGCUUACAGGUCACUUAUGUCUCCAACAUUGGCGAAAAGUAAGAACUUUACUGGAAGUCCAGAAUCCUCAUAUUCCACAGCAAGCUUCUACUCAUCAAUGUCCAACAACUCAGGAUCAAGGUUAGCUAAAGCUUUAAAUAUCUUAAAGGUGGCUUCAUUAAAAAGGUUUCAUUCCAACUUGAAAGAAUGAGGCUGCAUUUAUUGUUAUCAAAAAAUUGAGACCUGUAAAUGGAAUUCAGUAUUGCUGGGUCUCUCUUCUUUCUUUCCCCAAAGGGUACCCUAGUGAUGGGGGAAGAUGUGGGAAAAAAAGAUUCUUUGAUCUGGGUUGAGAGGAUCCACAAUUAAAAGUGAGAGUAUUAGACCCACUCUUGAGGCCUGCCUUCUCUGCCCUAAUUUUACAGUGUUUCAGUUUCAAGGAAAGCACACCAUUUGAAUUUUUUUCUUACAGGACAUUAAAGGCGUGUAGUCCUGCCAUUGAUUUGUCGUUUAACCCCAUGUCUGCCAUGUCAUCGUCACUUUGGCACAAGGCAGGGAGAGGAACUGCAGCCAGUCCAACCCCAACAGUCAUGACAGUCAGAUCAGCCCCAGUGGAGGGAACAUCUUUACGUAAAGAAUUAAGUUAUUCUUCUCUACAAGGCCAUGCUGAUGAUACAAGCAGAUCAUUUUCAUCUUAUUCAAGAGAUCAUUACCCUUAUAGACAUACAUUCAACCAUAGUGAAGGUACCUUAUUCUUAAGAAGUACCAUAAAGAUUUUGAUUUCAUUGUUUUGAUUAUUUUGUAUUUUUAUUGUUUGGGAUCUGCUGAGAUCUCUGAGAUAUUUGUAUAUCUUUUGAUGCAAUCUGUUCCAUACACCAAAAGACAAUGGAAUGAAACUUUUAACAAAUGGUUUUGCCCAGGGGAAUUUCAUGGCAAGAGAGAAUUUUUUAUCACCAUAUGAUAUUUCUUUCAGGUGAUGUGGAAAAUUUGCUAAAUAAAUUAUCAUUGGAGAAGUACCAACCAAUUUUUGAGGAACAAGAGGUAUUUAGAAAAUAAACAGCUAUUGUACAUUAUUUGCUUUAAAUAACUGUGUCCUUUAAAAUUAUAAUUUGAAAAGUUAAUGAAAGACAAAUUUUUAAACUCUUGUGAUCUGUAUAAAGUCAAUUAUUGAUUUUCAGCAUGUAGACAAACCCACUGCUGAAGUGUAGACCAAGUUGUAAUACACUGGGAAUUGACUUCAUUAUGAGACAAGCACUUAGUACUUAGUUACUGUUGUAUUUAACAACAUUGAAUAGCCAUAUAAACCUUUUGAUAAUAUCAACCUUAAAAAUGAUAAAUAUGUGUUAUUUUUGUUGCCUGUCAGGCAGCAAAUGACUUCAUCUUGUGAUUAACAAGAAACAUAUUUUAAUAUGGUACUCAAAAGUAACAACACAGAUAGAAGAAUGUCAACAAAUAAGCUUAUUAUCAUUAUUGUUGUUGUUGUUGUUAUUAUUACUAUAAUUAUUAUUAUUAUUAUUAUUAUUAUUAAUUGCUAUUAUGUUGUUGUCUACAUAGUUUUAACUUCAGUCACUUUUUGAAAAAUUGCUAUGAACUAUUGUUGCUAGGUGGACAUGGAGUCCUUUCUAACCUUAAGCGAUGGAGAUCUUAGUGAACUUGGAGUUACGCGGAAAGAUGCCAGACAACAAAUCCUUACAGCCAUUGCUGAAAUUAAAAGUAGCAAGGUAUAAAUAAAGGAAAAGUCUGCUUGGGGUAUAUCUUGUAGAGGUUAUCCAUAAGGUAUCCAUAGCAGGAACAACUAACAAUUCUUCUACUACCACCAUAGGGCAAAAUAAUGGGCAAAAUAUGCAACUGUAUUACACUGUACAACUAAGAAAAAUAUAUGGGGGGAAAUGAGAAAAUGGUCAUACUAAAAAUUUUUAAGAUUUUAUUUGAUUAUACCCAUACAGCUUGUCUUUUCAAGAAACAAACCUAUCUUUUUUGUUUGUUGUGUUGGACACCUAACCUUGUUUGAUUGUGUCAUUUUUGUCUCUUGGUGAUCAAAGGGAUUAUCAGAUAACAUCAUUGGAUAAAUUUCUUGUGGGGUUUUUUUUCAUUUUUUUUCAUAAUUUUCACUUAAAAAACAUCCUUAAGUUGUCAUGAAAAAGGAAAAAAAGGCAGAGCUUGAAAUCUGUUCUUCAAAGUAGUGAACUGUUGAAACAAUCAGAUUCUAAUUUGCAUUCCCACCUUUAUAGUGAAGCAGGAUAUUUAAACUCUGAUAGCUUUUCAGGAUUUGUCAGAUGAAACAGAUUUUUUUCUUGACCUUAAAAUGGAGAAAAUGACUCUAUUAUUAAAUUCAAGAUAUUCCAACACAUAAACAAUCUUUUUCAAGGGAUAUUGAUUACCAAGAACUUAAACAAAGAUAUCAAGAAAACUUUUAAAAGGUGAUAAAUGAUGUUCUUGAUUUGGUUUUAAUUUACAGGAUCGCGAGAGGCAACAUUUACAUGAAACUUUGUCCAGUUUCCAGGGGAGCAAAUCACAUGGUACAAGUGGUGAGUGAAACAUUCUUUUGUUGUAAGUUAUGUUACCUAAGGCUUUACUUACUUUUUUAUGUUACCCAAUGAACAUUUUGAAUCAAUGUAGAGGCAAAGAUUAUUCACAGAUUUACAGCUUCUUCUUUGACUCUGUUAUUAAAUGCCUAAAUUAUUUAAAUGGCCUUAUUCCAUAUGCUCCAAAGUUCUGAUGCACAAUAUUAAUCUUUCCUAAUGAUCCUUUCCCUAUCAAGUAGUUCAGAGAAUGUGUCAUGUAAUUCUUUAUACUGUUGGUUAGUUUAAAUUUGUAAUUGUUUUCUGGUCAAGGUCUUGACAUACUAGUUUUAAUCCAAAACACUUCUGGGAUUUAAAGGGAUGGGUGAAAAUUUUAAGGGGAAAAUCACUGUAUCAUUUACUUGUAAUGAAAAAAAAUUUAUUGCUAUCACUUUGGUGGGCAUUGUGGCGCAUUUUGUGAGCAAAAAAAGAGAUUUUGGAUUUUAGCCCACUCACACACUCACGUGAUUGUUCAGACUGUUUCGUUGUCUUUUUUUUCCAGUUGUUAUCUUCUCAAUGCCCUCCUAAGUGAUGAUACUAGUAAAUUAUAUACAAUUUAAGUCAAUGGGCAUAAAUUUGGUUUGAGCCACUCUUAGAGUCAUGCUAACCCUUGCCUAGCAGCUUAGGUUAAAAUGACUCAGAGUCAGCCCUAAUGUAUUUAUACCCAAGAAUGGAAACUAUACUGUUUUAUGAAAGCCUCAUAGAUUCUCUCAGUAGCUUUUUUAUUUACAUAAUGUUUUGUUAUUUUAGGUUAUAGCUCUGUCUCUCCUUCAGCUAGUGGAAAUCUUUCAAAUUGGCCUUUGAAGCAGCCACCUUAGUCACAGAUGAACAUGUAAAUUAAAUAGAGGAUGGUCCAUGGAAGUGUGUGGAUACAAAUUUUAUCUUGUGGUUUUAUAAUAUCUCUCACAAGUGAGUAAAUGACAGGCUUGAGAGAUAUUUGUGACUCAAUAUAAUAAAUUCAUAUCCAUAAGUGCACAUGUAAAUAAAUGUUUGUUAUGUAGAUAUUAUUAACAUACUUAAAUCAAACUCCAUUUUAAAACACGUUUUUAGACCACGAAAUACAGAGAUCAUCUACAGGUAAACUGAUCAUGAAGAACAGCUGGUCAACCUCUGGCAUUAAACAGAUUAUGCUCUCACUACAAGAAAUUGUUUUUUAAAAAAAAGUAAAAUAAUUGGAAAUGGAAUUUUUAGCUAGACUUUUCCAUUCUAUCAUUGGAAUUCUGUUGUUUAGCUAAAAUAAGAAUUGCAAGUGAAUGAGAACAACAACAACAACAAAUAUUCACCUCAAGUAUUGAAGGACAGCUUCACAUUUAUGAGUCUGAGAGGAAUUUUAAAGUCAUGCAAGGUACAAAUAAAUUCAAUUCCCUUUUCACAUAGCACAUAGUUUAAACAGUCACAAACAUGGUAACGCCUUUGUCUAAAAAUUAAAAGGUGGCACUCGUGCUUAUUUACUGAUUUAGUUGGGUCAGAUGUCAGUAUUCAGGUUUCAGAAAUCUGCGUAAUUUUUUCUACAUUUCAUCAAUGUGCUGAAUAUUUUUCAUUGCUGUAUGACCUUAUCAGUCAAUUAGCUUAUAUUAUUAAAUUGUACAUAGAACAAUAUUUUAAAAUGAAUUGAGCAUUAAGGGCUGUGCCCUUUUGCAGCAGGCUGUAUUUGCAAG
Pocillopora meandrina is the source of this 20970-nucleotide messenger RNA. Lineage: Eukaryota; Metazoa; Cnidaria; Anthozoa; Scleractinia; Pocilloporidae. The record is from the annotation of a GenBank genome assembly.